CCGGGGAAUAGAGAAAUAACAGGGACUUGACUGGACAGACAGCUGCAGGCACUCUGCAGAGUGGAGAAGGGCCUCGGCAGCAGCAUCAUUUCUUCCAUCCACGAGACAAGACGGGGGAGUGCGCCCACCGUGUUGCGGGUGUAUGUGCGUGCGUUUGUCUCCCGCUUUGGAUCACGAUGAUGCAAAGUGCGGCGGUCCUACCGACAGAGAGUCCUGUGAAGAGUUUGCCGGAGAUUCUCGGAGUGCCACUGCAACAGAUCCCUCAGUGUGCGGGCUGUAGUCAGCACAUCCUGGACAAGUUCAUCCUGAAGGUGCUGGACAGACACUGGCACUCCAAGUGCCUCAAGUGCGCCGACUGCCAGACCCCGCUGGCCGACAAAUGCUUCUCCCGGGCAGGGAGCGUCUACUGCAAGGAGGACUUCUUCAAGCGUUUUGGAACAAAAUGUGCGUCAUGCCAGCAGGGCAUCCCUCCGACACAAGUUGUGCGCAAGGCACAGGAUUUUGUGUAUCACCUGCACUGCUUUGCCUGCAUCAUGUGCAGCCGACAGUUGGCCACCGGGGAUGAGUUUUACCUCAUGGAAGAUGGGAGGCUGGUAUGCAAGGUGGAUUAUGAGACAGCAAAACAAAAUGAUGAUUCAGAGGCGGGGACCAAGCGACCAAGGACUACCAUCACCGCUAAACAGCUGGAGACCCUGAAAAGUGCCUACAAAAACUCUCCCAAGCCGGCACGCCACGUCAGAGAGCAGCUGUCUUCGGAAACAGGACUGGACAUGAGAGUAGUGCAGGUUUGGUUUCAGAACAGACGGGCAAAGGAAAAGCGUCUGAAGAAAGAUGCAGGCCGCCAUCGCUGGACUCAGUUCUACAAAAGUGUCAAACGCAGCCGAGGUGGAACUAAAGUGGAGAAGGAGAGCUCAGCUGACGACGCAGGACUCAGUGACAGUGAGCUGAGCUUCAGAGAUGAUCAGGUCCUAUCGGACCUCGGCCACACCAACGGGCUUUAUGGGAGCGUUGGUGACGUGACCAGCAGUGGCGUGCUGAAUGGCAGCUUCUCCGUUGACGCGACCGGACAACCCUUUCACGACAUCCGAGCCGGAAGCCCUUAUGGUCUCCCACAGUCGCCCUCCUCCAUCGCCUCUCUGCCGGGCCACACCCCUCUCCUCAACAACCUGGGUUUCAACAUGGACAAUCUGGUGGCACAGGGCGGUCCGGGAGGCGUGGGACAGGCUCUGAGGGCAAUGGCAGGAGGGCCCACCUCUGACCUCUCCACAGGCAGCAGUACAGGAUACCCUGACUUCCCCACUAGCCCCGGCUCGUGGCUGGACGAGAUGGACCAUUCCCAGUUUUGAGUCUCAUUUGUGGGGACACGUGAAAACAGACUUAGAAGACUUUUUACCUUUCUUUGUAACGCCCUCCAAAAUCAGUAUGUUUCAUGAGGCUGGAAGAUGAAAAGAAGAAGAGGAGACGUCUGACUGCGCAUCCUCACGGCACUCAUGAUGGUGAGAUAACGGUCGAGUCAGGAUGUGUGACAAAAGCAGCGAAAAACACCUCCACACUGAAUGUUCAAUCCCAACACUGUAUUAUAUGAUUUUUUUUUUUUUUUUUUUUUUUUUUUUUUUUUGUGAUCACCUGACUUCAUUUUCUUUAUUCACUCUCUGGACAUGAGACUGGAUUUUGACCAUGUGUGUGGAUCACGCUCACAAGGGUGAAAAUGUCGUCUCUUCUGCUGAAAUAAGUCGAACAUGUACAACAUUAGGGCUACAAUCGAGAUCAGAGUCCUUACAAGACCCAGGAGGCACCUGCAUGCUUCUGAUUCAUAAUGAGUAGAACUGCUGUCUGGCCAUACUGAAGCCUUUCACAUUGGCAAUGCACUUUACUCUCCUCCUCUUUUUCUACAAAUGGACAGGAGUACCGAGAGAGAAAGAGAGAAAGAGGAGAGACAUAUGCACAAGGCAAAUACAGUGUUUCAUUGGGAGAGGAAUUUACAAGAACUGUGGCACAAGUGUGAAUUUUGAACCAUGCUGAUGUUUUUUAAAUGUAUUGCUGAAGCUUACAAGUUGUUAGGAAGUAGAUGGCCGUUGGUCAGUCCGUAUGUCGUCCGUCUGUUCAUAGAGGCCGACGCCUCCCCUUGUUUGACUGAGGGUGAACACUGUUUGCUACACAGCAGGUCUCUCUUCUAUGUUUAUAGGUGCUUGACUUAUUCUUGUCUGUGGAACAGCUGCUGGAGUGCAGACUUCUGUCAGUAUUAAAUUACCCCUGACUCGCCAAGAAUCAAAGCUUAUGUGUUUGAAGACUGUCAAGGCAUUUUAUGUUUGAGAAAUUCAGCUCUGACCACAUCACAU
Messenger RNA from Salarias fasciatus (jewelled blenny), 2339 nucleotides. RefSeq names its product LIM homeobox 4 (gene lhx4). Gene Ontology annotation, cellular component: nucleus. NCBI's taxonomy places the organism in Eukaryota, Metazoa, Chordata, Actinopteri, Blenniiformes, Blenniidae. Gene Ontology annotation, molecular function: zinc ion binding; RNA polymerase II transcription regulatory region sequence-specific DNA binding; DNA-binding transcription factor activity, RNA polymerase II-specific. The record is from RefSeq and is a predicted model, not a curated record. Bases 177 to 1346 code for a protein of 389 amino acids. Gene Ontology annotation, biological process: regulation of transcription by RNA polymerase II; neuron differentiation. The transcript has 6 exons.